Fusarium venenatum is the source of this 648-nucleotide messenger RNA. RefSeq lists its product as uncharacterized. Lineage: Eukaryota; Fungi; Ascomycota; Sordariomycetes; Hypocreales; Nectriaceae. The record is from RefSeq and is a predicted model, not a curated record.
AUGGAUGAUCCUCGCCGAGACCAACCCCCCUUUAGGGUCAUUGUACACGGACCUAAAGAGUCCUCUACUUUAGUUGCCACUGCCGACGCUCAGCAAGAUGUUCAAGGCACAUCACCAAACAACGCUAGCACGCCUGCAUCUUCCUCUUCUUCUAGGUCCGACGCGGCCAGGCCUCCCCCGUUCGCCAGCCGCCGGAACUACCGCCGGCAUUGGCACCAAAGGGGCGGCACCGAUAUCGAAUACAAUACCGUCUAUCGCCGCUCCUUCUUGAUCUGGGCCAUCCAUAACUGCAUAGUCGUCAGGUCUAACGCAAUCGUGGCACGUUGGGUGGCGAAAAAUAUUGAAGGCAUUUGGAAUCUCAUGCCCCCGUUGUACCCCGGCCUUUACGACAACUGUCAAGUCGUAUGCCUACCGAUAUACAAAGUAGCCGAAAUAGCUGCUCAUCAUGGCAACAACAUUUCCGCUACGAAUAGCUCUAUAAAUGGCUCUGCCAACGGUUCAACCAAUAGCACGAACGUUACGCUGAACUACUUUUAUGCGACUGACCGAGAGGAACUUAUAGUCCUUGCUUGGCGCUAUCACCAAAGCCCGGCUGGUGUUUGGUUUGAUGCUCAAGGUCAGCUCAUCAGAUCUGAUUUGAACGAUUAG